AUGUGGAUACUCUCUUCUGAUGGGAAACGGAUAUGGCUGAAACCUGGUAAAAAGUAUCUGUUCGGCCGGGUUCAACAAGACGGAAUUACGCAUACAAUUGAUAACCGGACGAUAUCAAGGAAGCACCUUAUCAUCGAAGUAGAGAAAGUGAAGCCGGGCGAUGGGUCACACAUACACACCAAGUCGAAGCUUAUCGUUAGUGACGCAGGCUCGAGAUGGGGUACCACCCUUGAUGGAACGCUUAUAACUGGAGAGAGCAAGGAACUUGGCAGCCGUAAUGAAUAUAAACUCUCACUCGGACGAUACCCCUCUGUCCUCCGGAUAAAGUGGUGUCCAGUGGUGUUGAGCUUCUCGUUUCCGACAAAGCAGCUGAAAGCGAAAGAUCCUUUGGCGCACGCUCGCUCCCAACUCGAGGAGCUAGAUAUAAAGACAGUCAUUCCCUACGUUGCUGGGAAAACUACCCAUGUUGUUCAGAGCAAGCGCAAUACCGCUAAAGGCCUUCAGGCACUCAUAAGUGGUUGUUAUUUAGUCCAAGACACAUUUAUUGAGCGUAUAAGAUACGCGGCCUCUCCAAAAGAUGUGGAACACGAGGAAUCUCUAUCUCCCCUGGAGGAAGAUUUUGAUAAUGCAUGGCCUAACCCCGCCGAGGACCUACCUCCCUGUGGUAAUGCGCCCACCGAGCUCCCUGAUAGCGCAUACCAACCGGACCCUGCUCGGAUUAAUGUUUUCGAAGGCUACACGUUUGUUUUUUGCGAUAAAAAGCGGUUUGAGGAUUUACUGGGUCCAAUUUCGAGUGGUCACGGAAAAGCGUUGCUUUACGAAGUUGAGCCUGGAAAAACCAAGGCUGAAGAUGUGGUGGAUUAUUUAAACAACGCAGCUGGGAUCAAGGGACUUGCUUGCGACCAAGAGGGCACUGGAGGCGUAUUGCUCAUGCAAUUCCGCAUCAAAGGACACGAAGACUGGUCUGCUACUCUUGAGAAUAAGGUAACACAGCUUACUGGUCAACAACCCGUCGAAGCCAGCGAAUUUUUGGAUGCCAUUUUACGGAACAACGCCUCACAACUAUAUCGGCGAUCUGAGAAGUCGCUUGAGCCAUCCUCUAGCCUCCCUGCCACUGUUCCAGAUACAGAGCCUGGACAAAGCCAAGAUAUAUCCUCCAGCACAAAUACAAAUGUGCUUGUUGAGGAUAGCCAAAAGGAGACAAGACCACCAAAACGGAAUAAACCCAAGGCCUAUGUCCCAAAAUUCAAAGAUUUCGAUGACGGCUUUGAUAUGGAUUCAAUCCCUGUUUACCAACUUGAGGAAGAAGGAGAUCCACAGGCAGCUGUCCCCGACUCGUUACAGGAAAGAGUGCCUUCGAGCGUACCAUCCGAGGGAGAGAAUGAUGACACAGUUAUGGAUUUGUUACCUGGAGCUGCUGCGAUGAGACAGCGUGUUGGCGGUAAGAGACGUUUAGAACCGAGUGAGCCAGCGCCGCCUCCGCAAAAAGUCAAGAAGCCGAAGCUAGAUGUAAAGGAGGCCGCCCGUCAACGGCGUGAGGCAGUGGAUGAAGCCGCAACAGCACGUCGGCAGGAAGACGCUGUUUCUUUCCAGGCCAUCGUAGAAGGAAUGGACCUCGUACAGAUCCAAAAACUCGUGGCCGUGGAGGAAAUGGAGGUUAAGCCCAGGGAGAGACGGCAGAAUACCCCUACCGAUAAUGGUCGAUGGGAUGGGCGAUGGAAUGGCCGCCAGAACUUCAAAAAAUUUCGACGAAAGGGCAACGGGGAUGUUCAACAUCGGCGACGUGCCAUUAUUGUUCCACUUGAAGAAGCUAAGAAGAAAGACUUUGGCAUUGGAGAUGACUACUGGGGAAGUAGCACUGCAGCCUCUGAGCGCCAAAGGAGUCCAGUUAUAUCGAAUAUCGAUUCAACGGCUACGUCACAGGAGGUCCCACCGCCUCCAGCUCCUACCACCCAUAAUUCAAGAGCACAGAAGAGGUCAAGGGAUGCUGAAGAGAGUGAUGAUGGUCUCCGGUUCCGCUUUCGCCGCAAACGCCAGCGAUGA
Arthroderma uncinatum is the source of this 2043-nucleotide messenger RNA. RefSeq names its product DNA damage response protein RcaA. Gene Ontology annotation, biological process: mitotic G2 DNA damage checkpoint signaling; double-strand break repair via homologous recombination. Gene Ontology annotation, molecular function: protein binding; damaged DNA binding. Gene Ontology annotation, cellular component: Mre11 complex. The record is from RefSeq and is a predicted model, not a curated record. NCBI's taxonomy places the organism in Eukaryota, Fungi, Ascomycota, Eurotiomycetes, Onygenales, Arthrodermataceae. The transcript has 6 exons. The coding region runs from base 1 to 2043 and encodes 680 amino acids.